UCAUAUGAUUUUUUAAAAGAGCAUGUCGAAAAGAUUAGCUCAAGUUAAAAAAGGCAAAAAACUUCUAGAUAAAGUCAAGGUUGGGAAUUUUUUAAGACUUAAAAUUCCAGCUGGUAAAGCAUCAGCAGCUCCACCGUUAGGACCACAACUAGGCCAGCAUUCUGUCAAUGUUGCCCAAUUUUGUAAAGAAUUCAAUCAAAAAACUGAAAAUGUAAGAUAUGGUGUGCCUAUUCCCUGCAGUAUAAAAAUUAAUCCUGAUAGAACAUAUAAUCUGACAAUACAUCCCCCCACUGCUACCUAUUUCUUAUUUUCAGCUGCUGGAAUAGUGAGAGGAGCAAUGAAUCACGCCAAAGAACAUGCUGGAAUGCUAUCACUAAAACACAUUUACGAAGUAGCAAAGGUUAAAAUCGAAGAUCCAAAUUUACUAGGCAUAUCCAUGUCUAAAAUGUGCAGAAUGUUGAUUGGUACUUGCCACUCCCUAGGCAUAAAGGUGGUUAAACAACUGGAUACUCAAGAAUAUGAAAAGUUUCUGCAAGAACGGGACAAAGUUGUUGAAGAUCAAAUUAGAGAAAUUCAAGAGAAAAAACAGGCAAAACUAUUAAGAACAAUUACUUGAUUUUAUUUUGAUAUGUAAUUGAUUUUGAAUGAAAAUUUAAAUGGGGAAAUGAAAAUAUAAUUGUGAUAUUAUA
Gordionus sp. m RMFG-2023 is the source of this 689-nucleotide messenger RNA. Its product is annotated as large ribosomal subunit protein uL11m-like. The coding region runs from base 23 to 616 and encodes 197 amino acids. Gene Ontology annotation, cellular component: mitochondrial large ribosomal subunit; ribosome. Gene Ontology annotation, molecular function: large ribosomal subunit rRNA binding; structural constituent of ribosome. The record is from RefSeq and is a predicted model, not a curated record. Lineage: Eukaryota; Metazoa; Nematomorpha; Gordioida; Chordodea; Parachordodidae. The transcript is spliced from 4 exons. Gene Ontology annotation, biological process: translation.